Hypanus sabinus (Atlantic stingray) is the source of this 1580-nucleotide messenger RNA. RefSeq names its product down-regulator of transcription 1 (gene dr1). Gene Ontology annotation, biological process: RNA polymerase II preinitiation complex assembly; positive regulation of transcription by RNA polymerase II; chromatin remodeling. The transcript is spliced from 3 exons. Gene Ontology annotation, molecular function: general transcription initiation factor activity; TBP-class protein binding; core promoter sequence-specific DNA binding. The record is from RefSeq and is a predicted model, not a curated record. Bases 309 to 845 code for a protein of 178 amino acids. Gene Ontology annotation, cellular component: negative cofactor 2 complex. Lineage: Eukaryota; Metazoa; Chordata; Chondrichthyes; Myliobatiformes; Dasyatidae.
UCCGGUGGACGAUUGAAGAUGGCGCCGCAGCUGGGUGCGGGGGAAUGAGGGAGGCGGAGGGAAGGAAGGGGCUCUGCUCGGUGAUCGGACUGCAGGUGCUCAGUCGGAGAUUGGAUGAGAGUGGCUGAGGGCCCGGGGGAGUCCGAGGCAAGAGGAAGGCCACGUGGAAAAGGAGGGGAGAAGGGGGUUUCAACCACAAAAGGAGCCGCUCGUUCACCCCCUUGAACUGUGGGCGGGGGUGUUCAGACCAACUGGGAGGUUUUUAGUUUUUUUUAUUAUUUUAUUAAGGCAAAAGUAUAUAAAGUGAGAUGGCUUCGGCGUCUGGUAACAACGACGACGACCUGACCAUCCCCCGAGCGGCCAUCAAUAAAAUGAUCAAGGAGACGCUGCCGAACGUGCGGGUGGCGAACGAAGCCAGGGAGUUGGUGGUGAACUGCUGCACCGAGUUCAUUCACCUUAUUUCUUCGGAGGCCAACGAGAUCUGCAACAAGUCGGAGAAGAAAACCAUCUCCCCGGAGCACGUUAUCCAAGCCCUGGAAAGUCUUGGGUUUUGCUCGUACAUUAGUGAAGUGAAAGAAGUCUUGCAAGAGUGCAAAACAGUAGCACUAAAGAGGAGAAAAGCAAGCUCACGACUAGAGAACCUGGGCAUACCAGAAGAAGAAUUAUUAAGGCAACAACAGGAACUAUUUGCAAAAGCCAGACAGCAGCAGGCAGAAUUAGCCCAGCAGGAGUGGUUACAGAUGCAGCAAGCUGCUCAGCAAGCACAAUUAGCAGCAUCAGCCACGUCCAAUCCACUCAACAAAGCAGGAUCAUCGCAAGACGAAGAUGAAGAGGAUGAUGUUUAAACUUAACCAGCAAAUUUACUUUUACACAGAUGUCCUUUUACCGCACAUUAACAAUGACCUGGCCUGUCUGCAACUUUCAGCUUCAUUCACAACUUUGCAGACUGGUGUCAUUGAGAGUCAUUGGUCAAGUUACAACUGUCAUGAGUUUUCAUGUGUAACAACCAAUCACUUACAUUAUAUGUGGAAGUGCACAGGAUUGGAAGUUUUCAGAAUAUUAUAUUUACACAACGGGCAAUCAGAAUUGGGAGCACCAAAUCAAUGCAGUACUAUAAACGCUCCACAGCCUGUUUCUUGCAUCUUUCUGAAAAUCAGUAUUGUUAAUGCUCGUGAAUUGACAAUUAAUGCUUCAGUUUGUGUAACCAGUUGCUCUCCUACUGUUUAAUACUGAAAGCAAAUUUAUUGUGGCUUAUUUAAGUUUGCAAUUGAAAUGUUUUUUAAUGUGCGACUUGUAACUAGGGUGAAACUGACUUUUAAAAAAAGAAGUUAACCUACCCUUGGUUCAUUUUUUUUAAAAUGAGUCUGACGGAGUUGACAGAAUUUUAAAGAGUAACAUUAUUAACUUUGAUAAAACCAUCAGAUCGAUAGUAGGCUAUUUAGUCUUAAUUUUACGUGGCAUAUGUCCUUGCUUCAUGGUUAGUUUUAACUCCUAGUUGUAAUGUAAGCUCUCUUUUCCAGAAGGGUUGAAAACAAAACAUGUUUUUGCAGCAGUUACAGUACCAGAGUGAAUUUGGUAUU